Molecule: messenger RNA, 378 nt
Organism: Penicilliopsis zonata CBS 506.65
Lineage: Eukaryota; Fungi; Ascomycota; Eurotiomycetes; Eurotiales; Aspergillaceae
Exons: 4
Coding region: 1-378 (125 amino acids)
Biological process (GO): translation; maturation of LSU-rRNA from tricistronic rRNA transcript (SSU-rRNA, 5.8S rRNA, LSU-rRNA)
Cellular component (GO): cytosolic large ribosomal subunit; ribosome
Molecular function (GO): structural constituent of ribosome; mRNA binding
Source: RefSeq, a predicted model, not a curated record
AUGUCGACUUCCAAGGUCAAGGCCGGUCAGCUCUGGGGCAAGAGCAAGGAUGAGCUCAGCACGCAGCUUGAGGAGUUGAAGACUGAGCUGAGCCAGCUCCGCGUUCAGAAGAUGGCCAGCGGUGGCUCCUCGAAGUCUCAGAGAAUCCACGACGUUCGCAAGUCGAUCGCCCGUGUCCUCACCGUCAUCCACGCCAACCAGCGCGCCCAGCUGCGUCUCUUCUACAAGAACAAGAAGUACCUUCCUCUCGACCUCCGCCCCAAGCUCACCCGUGAGCUCCGCCGCAAGCUCACCAAGCACGAGUCCUCCCUCAAGACUGAGAAGGCGAAGAAGAAGCAGAUCCACUUUCCCCAGCGGAAGUACGCUGUUAAGGCUUAA